Crotalus tigris (Tiger rattlesnake) is the source of this 1598-nucleotide messenger RNA. Its product is annotated as alpha-2,8-sialyltransferase 8F-like. Gene Ontology annotation, biological process: N-glycan processing; oligosaccharide metabolic process. The transcript is spliced from 8 exons. NCBI's taxonomy places the organism in Eukaryota, Metazoa, Chordata, Lepidosauria, Squamata, Viperidae. Bases 179 to 1285 code for a protein of 368 amino acids. The record is from RefSeq and is a predicted model, not a curated record. Gene Ontology annotation, molecular function: alpha-N-acetylneuraminate alpha-2,8-sialyltransferase activity.
UGGCUAAAGCAGGACUUGAAUUCACAGCCUCCCACUUUCUGGCCUGAUGCCUUCACCAUUAGACCAAUAUGUGGUCGAAAGAACUGAAACUCAUGUUAGAGCCUAAUUUUCUGAGAGUGACUGCAGAGAAGGAAGAAGACAUUGGAAGACUGAAAACUGAACAUCAAUUCCUUGUAUUAUGUUCUCCAGCAUAUGCCUGAGAAAGCAGAAAUUAGCGGUUGGCAUUAUCUUACUCAUUAGCAUCACUAGUCUGCUAUGGGAGAAAUUCAAACAUAAACAGGUCCCGUUAGAAAAAAAAAUAACAUGCCAGAAAGUGAAUCAAGUUUUAAAAACAAUGUCUUUCUUAGUAAGUGCUGGAGGUCAGGACCCAUUAUUUAAGAAUGGAAAAUUCUCCACGGACGAGGUGCUAAGGUGGCAGCUGAUGCUUAUUCAGGAGUGUCCUUGGAAACCCAAUGCUACAGCGGUUAUGCAGCAUAGAGCAGAGCUAGGACAGUGCUGCAAUGCCUCUCAUCGGCUGGUGGUAACCAAGGAAAACGCACCGCUGGGAUCCACCAUCCAUUUUGAUGGUGUGAAAGUUAAGAUUAUAACUGUGGAUUCCAAGCUGACAAAUAUGCUAUUGGAGAGAUUUCCAUUGGCAGAUGCCCAGUAUAGCAAAUGUGCCCUCAUUGGCAACGGUGGUAUCCUGCAAGAUAGCAGGUGUGGACAAGAAAUUGACCAGGCUGAUUUUAUCAUAAGGUUUAAUUUGCCUCCCUUGAAUAGAACUGAAGAUGUGGGAACGAAAACACACCUAGUGACCAUCAACCCCAGUGUUCUUACUAAUAGAUUCAAAAACUUGGAGGGUCCUCCGAUGGCUUUUAUAGAUGCUGUUCGAGCCUACCCAAAUGCCCUUUUCCUCAUUCCUGCGUUAUCAUUUCAUGAUCAUAUUGAACUUGGCUACCGUGCUUUACACAUCCUAAAGGAUAUUGGCCUGCCCCACCAGGCUUUCUUCCUCAACCCACAUUACCUGCGUGCCCUUGAUAUCUAUUGGAAACAGAAAGGGAUGACAGAAAUACGUCUGUCCACUGGCUUCAUGUUCACCAGUUUUGCUCUGGAAUUCUGUGACCACAUCACUCUCUAUGGUUUCUGGCCCUUUUUAUUUGACCUAACUGGGAAGCCAAUCAAUCAUCACUACUAUGACAAUGUGUUGCCACAUCCUUUCGUUCAUAGCAUGUCCGAAGAGUUCUCCCGUUAUAUUGAUAUGUAUGCCCAGGGUGUCUUGCGCAUACAGCUUGGCAAAUGCCAGUGAAAUUUGGAUAGGCAAGACAGUCCCUAACCCAGGGAUAAAUCACCCAAAACAAGAAGCGUCGGUGUGUAACGCCCAUGAAUAUGUUAGCGUGGAAUUUACACCGGUGAAGAAAACAACCCUCCACUAGGAUCCUUCCAAAAACAAGACUUUGCGCACAACAUUCUCUUUUGGCAUAACAACAGCUCUUUGUAUCUCAAUCCAUCUAAUGGGCAGAAACAGCAACCUUCACACAACCUGGACAUUAAGGGACAAAAUAAGAGAACGUGCAAUUGUUAUGUUUGUAAAAAUAAAAAAGAAGCUGUUUUAUAAGUAA